Messenger RNA from Camelus dromedarius (Arabian camel), 4049 nucleotides. RefSeq names its product aldehyde dehydrogenase 7 family member A1 (gene ALDH7A1). The record is from RefSeq and is a predicted model, not a curated record. Gene Ontology annotation, molecular function: aldehyde dehydrogenase (NAD+) activity. The transcript has 18 exons. The coding region runs from base 33 to 1652 and encodes 539 amino acids. NCBI's taxonomy places the organism in Eukaryota, Metazoa, Chordata, Mammalia, Artiodactyla, Camelidae.
GCCGCAGGCGCGGUGCGCUCCCCUGGCUUAGUAUGUGGCGCGUUCCCGGUCUGCUGUGCGUGCGCGUUGCAAGGAGGAGCAAGCUCUCCGGACCUUGGAACAGGCCUGCCGCCUUCAUGUCCACUCUGCUCAUCAAUCAGCCCCAGUAUGCUUGGCUGAAGGAGCUGGGGCUCCGCGAGGAAAACGACGGCGUGUAUAAUGGCAGCUGGGGAGGUCGGGGAGAGGUUAUCACCACCUAUUGUCCUGCUAACAAUGAGCCGAUAGCAAGAGUCAGACAGGCCAGCAUGGCUGACUACGAAGAAACUGUAAAGAAAGCAAGAGAAGCAUGGAGAAUCUGGGCAGAUAUUCCUGCUCCAAAGCGAGGAGAAGUAGUGAGACAGAUUGGUGAUGCCUUGCGGGAGAAGAUCCAAGUACUAGGAAGCUUGGUGUCAUUGGAGAUGGGGAAGAUCUUAGUGGAAGGUGUGGGAGAAGUUCAGGAGUACGUGGAUAUUUGUGAUUAUGCCGUGGGCUUAUCACGGAUGAUCGGGGGACCCAUCCUGCCGUCUGAAAGACCCGGCCACGUGCUCGUUGAACAGUGGAACCCUGUAGGCCUGGUCGGAGUCAUCACUGCGUUCAACUUCCCUGUGGCGGUGUACGGCUGGAACAACGCCAUCGCCAUGAUCUGUGGGAAUGCCUGCCUUUGGAAAGGAGCUCCAACAACUUCCCUCAUUAGUGUAGCCGUUACAAAGAUAAUAGCCAAGGUUCUGGAGGACAACGAGCUGCCUGGUGCGAUUUGUUCCUUGACUUGUGGUGGAGCAGAUAUCGGCACAGCAAUGGCCAAAGAUGAGCGGGUGAACCUGCUGUCCUUCACCGGGAGCACCCAGGUGGGAAAACAGGUGGCCCUUAUGGUGCAGGAGAGGUUUGGGAGAAGUUUGUUAGAACUUGGAGGAAACAAUGCCAUCAUAGCUUUUGAGGAUGCGGACCUCAGCUUAGUCGUUCCCUCAGCUCUGUUUGCGGCCGUGGGGACAGCCGGCCAGAGGUGUACCACUGCGAGGCGCCUGUUUUUACAAGAAAGCAUCCAUGAUGAAGUUGUUAAUAGACUUAAAAAGGCCUACGCACAGAUCCGUGUCGGGAACCCAUGGGACUCUAAUGUUCUCUAUGGGCCGCUCCACACCAAACAGGCAGUGAGCAUGUUUCUUGGAGCAGUGGAGGAAGCAAAGAAAGAAGGUGGCACAGUGGUCUAUGGUGGCAAGGUUAUGGACCGCCCUGGAAACUAUGUAGAGCCAACAAUUGUGACAGGUCUUGACCACAGUGCGCCCAUUGCACACACAGAGACUUUUGCCCCGAUUCUUUAUGUGUUUAAAUUCAAGAAUGAAGAUGAGGUCUUUGUGUGGAAUAAUGAAGUCAAACAGGGACUUUCAAGUAGCAUCUUUACCAAGGAUUUGGGCAGAAUCUUCCGCUGGCUUGGACCAAAAGGAUCAGACUGUGGCAUUGUAAACGUCAACAUUCCAACAAGUGGGGCUGAGAUUGGAGGUGCAUUUGGAGGAGAAAAGCACACUGGCGGUGGCAGGGAGUCCGGUAGUGAUGCCUGGAAACAGUACAUGAGAAGAUCUACUUGUACCAUCAACUACAGUAAGGACCUUCCCCUGGCCCAAGGAAUCAAGUUUCAGUAAAGGUGCUUUAAACGGACAUCACCUCCAGUCUUUCAGGCAUUGUUGCAGCUCUUCUGAAGAAGACAAGAAAAUUCAGAUUUGCCUUGAAUAAAUGCAUUAUUUUGAAUAUGACAGUGGCUCACCUCUUAUGCCUCUGAGGCCUCAGUCAAGAGACUUGUUUUGUUUUUUAAAAAUAAAGAUUGUGAUGCCAUGGCUGUACUGAGUAAAAGAUUGAUCAGGUAGAUUUUUUAUGUUACUAGUAGUUACUGACUUUUUUAAAGUUUAGGAUUAUUUUAUAGGUUAGAAAAAGUAGUACAUGCCACGGUAGGGAUUUGGGAAAACACCGAAUAUAAUAGAGAAGAAAAUAGAAGUCUCAUCAGUAGAUGCAGGAACGUCCCCUGAGCAGGUAAGGAAAUCGGUGGUGAGCGUUGGUUCACAUUUCCCUCCUCAGCAGGUACUGGAGAGGGUGUGACUGAAGGGAGUGUGUCUCUUGUUUGUGGAGGACCAUAGCACAGUAUCUCUGUGGAAUGACCUGCUGUUUAAGAUGACUGAGGGCACUUCCAGCCAUCUCGGCUUCUCUUGCUCAGGAUGGCUUGUGUCACCAAAGAAGAAAUUUGCAGGGUGGUUGUAGAUUUUGCUCCUGUCCUAGAACCUGCACCUGCUGACGACUGCAGACUUCUAUGGAAAGCUCUCCUGGAGUUCUUAGGCAGCCUCAGUCUGUUUUCUUGAGCUGUUAGGCUUCUGUAAUUGCCCUUAGGUUUGUCCUCGGAGAAUAACCAUGUAUGUGACAGCAUGUAUUCAUAGUGAACUCUGCAUAAUUCACUGUCUCUUUGCUGAAGGUCCGCUUGCUUCUCUGGAGAAGCAGCCCAGGAGCGCCUGGAAUGGUUCAGCUCAGGGCCCUGUGGAGCUCAUGCCUGCUCCUGCAGUUCUGUCUUCACGGCAGUCCACGCUCCCCCAGUGGGUAGCAGCCACCACCCCCUCUACUCCUGCCAGACUGGACUGGGACAGAAGCCUUGGAAGAAGAUGACAUUUGUAGAUGACCUGAUGGGUCAGGACGUAUGGAAAGAUUUAGACUACUGGCCUAGAGUUUGAGGUUGAGUCAUGACAGAGAAGCAGGCAGAUGAAAAAACCAAGCAAUGAUAAAUUUAUCAGGGAAGGAAAGGUAUUCAUAACAUGCUCCUUGGCCAAGCUGUGACUAGUGUUCACCUAAGUGUGCUGUUGUCAACCUUGACUAUUAAGCCAAGCACUAACAGUAGACCUUUUGAGAGCAUGUUGGCAGUAAGAAUUCAGGGUUUGAGGGCAGGCUGGAAAGGCAGUGGAAAAUCAGUAAUGCCUAAAAUUACAAAAGCAAGAAGUAGCAACAUAGGCUUAUACAGAUACGUAAGUUCUGAAAAAAAUCAUUGCUUCAGGGGAGGGCAAAUUGGAGGUAGGGCACGGAGACUGGAGGGAUUGCUGUUUUUCAUAAGUUUUAAAGAGAUAUCUGACUUUAAGUCAACAGGAUGUGUAACUUAAAAAUUAGAACCAGCAAAGAAGAAAGUGAUGUUGGAGAAUCAGGUGGUUGGAGUCCUGCAUUUCCAGGUCCCCUUCCCCCCACCUGCUUCCCCAGCACACAUACAUGCAGUUAUCUGCUCCCUGUUACUGCACUAGGAUGCUUUUAAAACAUCUCACUAAAUGAUCAUGCUGAAAGCCAAGUUUUCUUCUACAUUUUGAAGUUCAAAAUAGAUGAGACUACCUUGUAUUGAUACAUACAUACAUUGUAAUGUAAAUGGUUGCUUAAGAAAAAUCAUGCCAUUUGGGCAUUUACUUUAAAAAACCUUGCUGUGGUUGUAAGUUGUAAGUCACAAUGUUGGGUAUUCUAGCCCUGUCUUCUUUAGUGACUGUAACACUAUCUGAAGAAAGUAAAGCACUAUUUAAAACAUUUUUAGGAACCACGUGAUAAUUGGCUAUUUUCAUUUUGUGAAAUUCUGUGAGAUUAAUUUUGAUUGAAAUAUUUUUAUAUCCUGUUUUUUUCCAAGCAUAUAAUUUAAAAAAUUUUUUAAACAAGUAUUUUAAAAUACAAGCUGUAUCUGUGUUUUUGUUGUUAAAUUUUUACAUUUAUAAUGUCUCUCCAAUUGGGUAUUUAAGGAGACUCACCAUCCUCCUGUGUAUCUGUUAAACCCAUGCCGUGGUCGUCAAUUUUGAAUAAUAAUCUACUGGUGAAAGAGGGUGACUGUUCGCUCUAAUCUUAAGAUAUUGAAGUCAAAUUAAACUGGAUCUGAAAGCUUUCUUUGAAACUAAUUCACAAUUUUUCUAUACCUGUCUAGCAACAAGGACUUUUUUGUCAUAAUGUUUGUUUAAAAAAUAUUGCUUUUAAAUUGGCCCUUUGUUCUUUUUUAUUGACUUAAUAAAAGUAAGUUACUAGUAUUUUUAACCACAGAA